UCACAUCUCGGCAGUGAUUUCAUUAAGGACGUAUAUUACAUUCAGAGUAAAAAUAAGUUAGAUUGGUGCAAGCAAUAUGAUCGAUAACUCUUCAUUGAUUAUCUCUUAUGCGAAUAAAGGUGACACUUUUUCAGUUCAGAAUGCUAGUCAGCUAGUCAUUCGCCCUAAUUAUAACUUCAGCAGAUACAAUGUUUUCCAGUUUUAGCUGUGCAUAAGUUAUCUGCUAUAAUCCUUAAUAGAGAGAAGACUAUUUAAAAUAUUUUAUCAUAAGUAGUGCUACAUCUGUAUGGAAAUGUGAAUAUAUUAUUAUUUUUAUUUGACAUCUUCUCGUGAGGACCGGUCAGCUAGUAAAUGGAAUCCUCGUAAUGCCAGUCAGUUUGUGCUCAUCUUAAGCGACAUCUCAUUUAAUCGUGUUUGAUACCUCGAGCAGAAAUGUCGCAAAUUUGGUUGUCAGUGACACUAGUGCUGAUUGUGGGGAAUUUUGUACAUCAAGUGACCGAAGCAGUGGAUCAAAGUUGCAUUAUUCCACACGAAUCGGAAAGGGGUACUUGUGUUAGACCACAAGAUUGCCCAGCGUAUCAAAACAUCACAAUUGGAGACGCUCUUGGUUCGGUUAGUAGAUUGAGUUUUGCAAAGGCAUUACAGUGUCCAACAGACGGAGAAUCAAGAAUUUGUUGUCCGAACAGGGGCUCUUAUGAUACUCCCGAAUUGACUGUGACCUUUCCCCGAAAACGAGUGCGUCGUGGAAAUUCAUUGCUUCGGAUUGGAGGCUACGACUCUUGUGGUGGACCGGUUUUUCCGGGCAAAGUAUUCGGUGGACCAAUAGCUGAGAUUGACGAAUUUCCGUGGGCUGCGCUUCUGUUCUAUCAUGAUGUUCAUCACCGUUGCGGAGGGUCUGUGAUCAGCAGAACGUUUGUAAUAACAGCUGCGCAUUGUUUAGCUGGCCCGAGCUACACGCGAAAUGGACCACUCGAGAUGGUUCGUCUUCGGGAGUACAACACUUUAUCGGAUCCAGAUUGCAUUGUAAUACCAACGGAUAGCGGAAACUUUGAGGAAUGCAAUGAGAAGAAACUCGAUGUCCUUCCGAAAUCUAUCAUAGUGCACCCGGACUACGACCCCUCUGACGUCCAACAAUAUCACGAUAUUGGGCUGAUUGAAAUCGAAAAUGAAGUGGAUUUUUCGGAUUUUCUGCAACCAAUUUGUCUACCGGGAACGUCUACAUCUCCCGGUUCCAAUGCUGGGGGAAAGCGAACUUUUGAGGUGUGUGGAUGGGGUCGAACGGAUUUCUUCCACGAUCUACAUGGAAUCGCUAGUCCAGUGAAACUGAAAACCAAACUACCUUUCCUCAAGCCUUCGAUUUGCAACAAUGCGUAUAGCAGUCAGAAUCUUCAGCUGGGACCCGGACAGAUUUGCGCUGGUGGAAAUCAAGGAGAAGAUUCCUGCGCAGGGGACAGUGGUUCUCCACUCAUGCACAAUGAUAGGAAGUACGACGUUUGGGUCCUCAGUGGCAUCGUGAGCAGAGGAGCGGUAUUCUGUGGACAGGAAGGCAAACCUGGCAUCUACACUAACGUGGAGUACUAUCUUGAUUGGAUUUCAGAUGUUGUCAUUGGUGGUGGGAAUAGAAAUGAAGAAUGAAAAAAUGAAGCACGAUCAUAGCAAGCGAAGAAAGACAUUCCAUCUGUAGCGGUCCACGAUCAA
This is a messenger RNA of Aedes aegypti (yellow fever mosquito), 1698 nucleotides long. Its product is annotated as serine protease easter. The transcript has 4 exons. Lineage: Eukaryota; Metazoa; Arthropoda; Insecta; Diptera; Culicidae. The record is from RefSeq and is a predicted model, not a curated record. Gene Ontology annotation, molecular function: serine-type endopeptidase activity. The coding region runs from base 433 to 1635 and encodes 400 amino acids. Gene Ontology annotation, biological process: proteolysis.